CUUGAGCCCGAUCGUCGGGAUUCGAACCUUCGGUCAGCUAGUCGUGUUGCAUUCUACGUGGGGUUUCUCUCGUGGCAUGCUUGACGACCAGUCACGAACAACGGUACUCUUUCAAGAAAAAGGGGAAAAAUAAGCGGCGGCCGAUAGUCUUGCGACGGUUCCAUGCGUUCGUCUUAGGGGCCGCAUCUGGCAGGUGAUACCGUGCGCCUGGUAUCGUCGCGGACGAGAAACAUGUCUUUCCCUUCCCGUCCAUUCAAAUCCCCAGCCUCAGCAGCGGCGUCGCCCCAAAUCUGGGGACGGUGACGGAAGCCAUCGGCUGACCGAUGCAAAACAUCCGAACUUCUUCCUGUCUGUUGUUCGUGCCUACCUACCUACUGGCAUAGUAGAUGGCGGUGGAGGGUCCGACUGGACUCAAGGUUCAGCUCAGCCGAUGGUCGCUCCUUCCUACUUUCAAGGUUUCGUAGCACAGGCAGACGCGAAAGCACCUUCACUGCCAGAACGGCAGGAGAUGCCUUCAAUCUCAGCAGCGACCACCGUCCUCUUCACUUCCCUCUGCCCUUGUGAAGGAACUGAACCAUGAAGCAAGCGCUUAGGUAGGUACUAGGCAUCGCAUGUUCUUUCCGUCACCUUCACCCAGCGUCUCGACAAGACAACAAACGAAACAUUGGACGCCGGGCCAAGUGGAAUCCGUUGCCCACAUUUGAAGCGGUUUUUCCAUCGGGUAUCAAAUCCAAUGCCCUUUCUCAACUCCCCGCGUUACACAUGUGGUCAUAUCUGAUGAGGAAGUGAUCAAUGGAGAAGAUGGGUGGACAAGAGGAGCUGCCGGACGAGCCUAUGAAGAAGGUCGCCAUCGUCGGCAGCGGUGUUACGGGAAUCGGUGCUCUAUGGGCCUUGAACAGAAGCCCUCAUGAUGUCCACCUUUUUGAGGCUUCCGAUCGGCUCGGAGGACAUACCAACACGGUGGAAUUCCAAAAUGGAAAGCACAGCACCCAGGUUGACACUGGCUUCAUCGUCAUGAACAAAGCCACAUACCCCAACUUCCUCAACUUCCUCAACUGUAUAGGCAUUGAGGCCGUCAAGACAGAGAUGACCUUUUCGGUCUCUAGAGACUACGGAAAGUUUGAGUGGGCUAGAUCCUCACUAAACUCCUUAUUUGCUCAGCGUAGCAACAUCUUCUCCCCACGAAUGUGGCGCAUCAUAUUCGAUAUCAUCCGCUUCAACCAGCAUGCCCUCGAUGUGUUGAGAGUAGACCUUGAGGACACUACCCGGACAAGAAGCCAGCAUGCCGCCAUUCAUCCCGAGGAGACGAUUGGUGAAUAUCUGGACCGUGAAGGCUACUCAGAUGCCUUCCGAGACGACUACCUGAUUCCAAUGACCGCGGCUGUGUGGAGUACCAGCCCCGAAAAAUGCUCUCUCGAGUUCCCUGCCGUAACUUUGAUCAGAUUUCUAUGGAACCAUCAUCUUCUGUCCACGGUUGCCGCCCGUCCAGACUGGCUUACGAUACCCAGAGGCUCCAAAGGAUACAUAGACACAGUCAUGAACGGUUUCCCGUCCAACCAUCUGCACCUGAAAUCUGAAGUCACAAGGGUCUCUAAUGAACCUGAUGGCCGUGUUCGUUUGCACAUCAAGGGGGGUCGCUCUGCGGUCUUUGAUCAUGUUAUUCUUGCCACUCACGGUGACCAAGCCUACUCUAUCAUCCGGGACUCAGCCACCGACGAGGAGCGAGAUAUCCUGCGCAACUUCAGGACUUCGGAUAACGUUGCGGUGUUACAUUCUGAUACCUCACUCAUGCCGCAGGCCCCGAGGGCCUGGAGUAGCUGGAAUUAUCUGACGCGGUCAUCUCCCGUUACUGGCAGGAAUAUCGACCAGGUAUCGCUGACUUACAAUAUGAACAUAUUGCAGCACAUUCCUCGGGACCAGUACGGCGAUGUCUUGGUGACCCUGAACCCCCUGCAUCAGCCAGACCCUUCGACGGUUCAAGGAACCUACAUAUAUGCGCACCCGCUCUACACCCCCGCCGCAAUCAAAGCUCAAGAACGGCUCGACUACAUUCAGAACACCCGAGGUAUCAGUUACGCAGGCGCCUGGACAAAAUAUGGGUUCCAUGAAGAUGGAUUUAGCAGUGGCAUUCGGGUUGCCAUGGAACACUUGGGAGGACGGAUCCCGUUCGAGUUCAAGGAUUCGACCUAUAGUCGUGGCAGAAAGCCGGAGCUGGGAUUCCUUGACUGGUUGUUAAGAGUCUGGAUCUGGUUGAUCCAGGUUCUCUUCAUCAGCGUAUUGGAUAAGUUUAGCGCGCAAGGUGCAGCAAGCCGUCGCCUGGCCUCACAUGUUAACAGCAAGGUGAACGGCUCGGUCAUUGCUGCUCAGAGGGUUUCGGGACACAUGAAUGGCGGCUAUGGAUACAGCAAGAAGCACAUCUAAGGGACGGGUAUCUUUGACAAUAAUGGAUUAAUGGGUAGUUCUUGCAGGCAAGUCUCUGAUGAUAAAGGAAGCCAUCGUAGGUUCACAGAAGAAAAUGUAGUUACAUGAAGGACCUGGAAGAGCUCUAUGGGUGUUAUGGAACCCACUUUAAAUUGACUAAUGGGGAGGACUGGUUUCGAUAACGUUCUGUUUCCUGCAAGACAUGCACGCCGUGUGUCAUAAUCUUUCACACGAAGAAAAAAAGAAAAUGAAAGAAAAAAAAAGAAAUAACAAAUAGAAACGCCGAUAUGCC
Molecule: messenger RNA, 2713 nt
Organism: Neurospora crassa OR74A
Lineage: Eukaryota; Fungi; Ascomycota; Sordariomycetes; Sordariales; Sordariaceae
Product: amine oxidase
Exons: 4
Coding region: 793-2421 (542 amino acids)
Molecular function (GO): oxidoreductase activity
Source: RefSeq, a predicted model, not a curated record